AUGAUGGAGAGGAUAAGAAAAGAGAUGAUAUUGAUGGAGAGAGGUCUCCACAGUCCCGUCGCAGGGAAGAGGCUCGCAGACACGCCUGGAAAUUCAGUGCUGGAGGCCCUGGAAAACUCUCAGCACAGCGGACGGCUAAGCCCGAGAAUAACUUCGGCUUCUCUCCAUGGAAAUCUGGGGGACAUCCCGACGAAAGGCAAAUUUGAAAUUGACAGUCUUUUCGGUACACACCACAACAGUGAAAAUACCUCUUCGGCGGAAAUUUCAUCGUCAGAAAGCAGAAAGAAAAUGAGCCUUUACUCCGAAGUUUCACCAGAUUCAGAUAUUAACAGUGAUGUGGAGGUGGGAUGCCCUGCGCAUCGCUCCCCGAGCCAGCACAAAGAAAAUAAUAAAGGUUUUUCAGACAGCAAUUCUGGAUCUUCCAACACAAGCUCAAACUCCCUCGCGAAUAUGAACGGUAAUUCAACGGGAGGAUCAAAUUCCGACCAAGUGAGGAGGUAUCGGACAGCUUUCACCAGAGAACAAAUCGGAAGACUGGAAAAAGAGUUUUACAGGGAAAAUUACGUUUCGAGACCAAGAAGAUGUGAAUUAGCCGCAGCGCUGAAUCUGCCCGAGACUACGAUUAAGGUGUGGUUCCAGAACAGGCGGAUGAAGGAUAAAAGGCAGCGUUUGGCGAUGUCCUGGCCCCAUCCAGCAGACCCCAGCUUCUACACUUACAUGAUGACGCACGCGGCAGCUACAGGAAGUCUACCUUACCCUUUCCACUCGCACAUGCCUCUACAUUACUACCCGCACGUCGGUGUCACGGCGGCUGCUGCUGCUGCCGCCGCCACCGGUGCCGCCUCGUCACCUUUCGCCACUUCCAUCCGCCCCCUCGAUACUUUCCGAGCACUCUCCCACCCCUACUCACGGCCAGAGCUCCUGUGCAGCUUCAGGCACCCAGGACUCUACCAGUCACCCGCGGGCCUGAAUAGUUCAGCAGCGGCAUCGGCGGCGGCUGCUGCGGCGGCAGCGGCGGCGGCGGUCAGCGCCCCGUCAGCCACCGGGCCUUGUUCGUGUCUCAGCUGCCACAGCAGCCAGGCGGCGAGCGCGCUGGGUUCAAGGAGCGGGAGUGCUGACUUUACCUGCACAGCUUCCGGGCAAAGAUCCGAGAGUGGAUUUCUGCCGUAUUCUGCUGCUGUUCUCAGCAAGACCUCAGUCCCGUCACCAGACCAACGAGAAGAAACUUCACUUAACAGAUAA
This is a messenger RNA of Micropterus dolomieu (smallmouth bass), 1242 nucleotides long. It is a transcript of the gene evx2, whose product is annotated as even-skipped homeobox 2. Bases 1 to 1242 code for a protein of 413 amino acids. The transcript is spliced from 3 exons. The record is from RefSeq and is a predicted model, not a curated record. Gene Ontology annotation, molecular function: DNA-binding transcription factor activity, RNA polymerase II-specific; RNA polymerase II cis-regulatory region sequence-specific DNA binding. Gene Ontology annotation, biological process: regulation of transcription by RNA polymerase II. NCBI's taxonomy places the organism in Eukaryota, Metazoa, Chordata, Actinopteri, Centrarchiformes, Centrarchidae. Gene Ontology annotation, cellular component: nucleus.